UGAGCAUUUUCUUAUGUUUUUAUCUGUGUCAAGCUUCUCAGGUCAGUAGUAGAAAUAUAAGAAAGGAGGAGCUUUAUCAUAAUCUUGAAGAGCAUAUAAAGCGCAAUGUGCUGCAAAUUGGUCAGAAAUUCUACUUGCAAAAAAUUGGUAUCCCUCAAGGAAGCAUUCUGUCUUCUCUUCUUUGCUCCUAUUAUUAUGGCCAUAUGGAGAGGAAUGUUUUAUUUCCAUUUCUUGAUAAAAUUCGUGACCCUUGUAUUUCUGACACCAAUGGAAAUCUACUAGUAGAGUACAAUGCUGAGAAUGGGGGUAGUAGUGUUCAAGGUGGCAUCAUCUCACAAUCCCCCAAGCAUAUGCUUAUCAGGUUUACUGAUGACUUCUUUUUCUUAUCAACCUCAAAGAAGGCGGCGAAUGGCUUCUUUUCCAGGUUAAAACGAGGAUUUCGUGAGUACAACUGCUCCAUGAACGAAAAGAAAUUCUGUAUGAACUUUGAUGCUGAUCAUAUUUCAAGGUUUUCAUCAAACAGGAUGUAUAUCGGUGAAGAUGGUAUAUCAUUUCUUCGUUGGAGUGGUUUGCUUAUUAACAGUUGCACAUUGGAAAUCCAGGCAGACUACACAAGGUAUUUGCAUAUCCAUUUGGGCUCAACUCUUACUAUCAGCUGGCAAGUUAAACCAGGCCGGCUUUUGAAGGCAAAGCUGUGUGCUUAUAUGCGACCAAAAUGCCAUCCCAUCUUUUAUGACUCAAAUAUUAAUUCUCCAGCUGUUGUCAGAUUGAAUAUUUAUCAAGCUUUUUUACUCUGUGCGAUGAAGUUCCAUUGUUAUGUCUGUGAUUUGUCCAGUAUUUGCAAUCUCCAAGCAGUAUACUACUCGGAAAUUAUUCAAAAAUCUUUCAGGUACAUGCACAAGCUCAUAUGGAGAAGCAUGCACUCUGUUAGUCAAGGAUCAAAUUUCCAUCCUAUUCUUCAUUUGAAGAAAGAAGAAGUCGAAUGGCUUGGGUUCCAUGCUUAUAUUCGAGUGCUAAACAGAAAACAAUCACGGCACAGAGAGUUGCUGUCAUUGUUGAGGUCUAAGUUGAUGAUGCAUGUGAUAAUGGAUGGGACAUCAUCUCAACUGAUAUACGCAAUAGAUGAUUCACAUUCCUCUGUAUUUUGGAAAAUCAAGUAUUAGGCUUUAGCUGGUCUGUAAUAUAUAUUUUGCAUAGCAACAACAAUUACUAGUUGUACUUUUGUUGAGCUAUUGUACAGCUCUAAGUUUCAAACAUAU
Messenger RNA from Telopea speciosissima, 1259 nucleotides. Its product is annotated as telomerase reverse transcriptase-like. The transcript is spliced from 3 exons. Gene Ontology annotation, cellular component: telomerase catalytic core complex. Gene Ontology annotation, molecular function: telomeric repeat DNA binding; telomerase RNA binding. NCBI's taxonomy places the organism in Eukaryota, Viridiplantae, Streptophyta, Magnoliopsida, Proteales, Proteaceae. The coding region runs from base 204 to 1163 and encodes 319 amino acids. The record is from RefSeq and is a predicted model, not a curated record. Gene Ontology annotation, biological process: telomere maintenance via telomerase.